Chelonus insularis is the source of this 4392-nucleotide messenger RNA. RefSeq names its product Nidogen (gene Ndg). The transcript has 19 exons. NCBI's taxonomy places the organism in Eukaryota, Metazoa, Arthropoda, Insecta, Hymenoptera, Braconidae. Gene Ontology annotation, molecular function: calcium ion binding. Gene Ontology annotation, biological process: cell-matrix adhesion. The coding region runs from base 112 to 4221 and encodes 1369 amino acids. The record is from RefSeq and is a predicted model, not a curated record.
AUUUAUCGCAGUCACGAGUUUGUAUUCCCAGAGCAAGCGGCUCCAAGUAAAGACGAUUAGGAGGUGGUGACCGAGUGUCGUUGAUCAGUUGCAUUAGGACACUCUGCGAGAAUGGCUCGUCAUACUUGCGAGGUCUUCAUAUUAGCCCUCGUGAUCUUCACCCCGGUGUUUGCUUUAACUAAGGACAAUUUAUAUCCCUAUACAGGAUCUACUUCACGCUACCUUCAAACCGAUCCAAAUGGCCAACUCUUAUCAGCUGAAGUUCAACUAAAAACACCAAUUUCUUUUUACGACAAAAUUUACGAGAGUAUUUAUGUAAACGGAAAUGGCGUUUUAUCAUUUAUCCGAUCAAUGCAGAGAUUCUUCAACAUUGCCUUUCCACUAGAUGAUCCAGUAAUUGCGCCACUCUAUACUCACGUAGACACAAAAGGUUCAGGAACGAUCUUUUAUGAGGAAACCGAUAACCCCGAAAUCCUUUCACGUGCUAGUGGAAUGGUUCGCGCUUCAUUCAAGAAUGCUCAGAAUUUUAUGCCAACCCACGUUUUUCUAACAACUUGGGUCGACGUGGGAUAUUUCAAUGAGAAAAGAGACAAGGUCAAUACGUAUCAAGUCGCCAUCAGUUCCAAUGGCACGCAUUCUUACGCUGAACUUCUUUAUCCCAAUGGAGGUAUCCAAUGGAUUCAAGGUGAAUCACAUCCAAAUGGACUUCCAGAUGCUAGAGCACAAGCUGGCUUUAUGAGUGAAGGAAAAAUGUACACUCUUAAAGGAUCUGGAACUGAUCAAAUUCAAAAUAUAGACAAAUGGUCUAAUAUCAAUAGACCAGGUCAAUGGAUAUUCCAAAUCGGGCCAAUUGCUGACGGACAAAACAUUAAAGUUCCAGACAAUAUUGAAACGUUUAACAAUUUGUUUCCAGAGUCCAAUCAACCUACUGACCAGACUUGUAUGACUGGAGCAACAACUUGUCACAGUAAAGCGACUUGCAUCGACUACGAGUAUGGUUAUUGUUGCAGUUGUAAGCAAGGAUUCUUCGGCAAUGGAAAAUCCUGUCAACCGAAUGAUUUACCUCUACGAGUAAUUGGCCGAAUUUCCGGAAAGAUAAACGAUGAAGAAUUCUCCGGUAGGGAUCUUCAAUGUUAUGUACAGACCAAGGAUGGUAGAACUUAUACUGCACUCUCGAGGAUACCUGAAAAUAUUGGUCAAAACUUCCAAUUAUUAAGUACUUUAGGUGGCAUUAUUGGAUGGUUGUUUGCCAAACCAAUUGGAAAAACGCAAAAUGGGUAUCAACUCACCGGAGGUUUAUUUAACCACACAGCUGAGUUGGUAUUUGGUACAGGAGAAAGAAUCACAAUAAAAAGCACAUAUUUGGGAUUAGAUGUCUUUGGUCAGCUCAAAAUGGAGGCUGAUAUCCAAGGAACUCUACCACAACUUCCACGCGAAGCAAAGGUUGAUUACGGUGAUCAUGAUGAACUCUAUACACUGAGUCAAAGAGGAAGUAUCAGGUCACACAGCAAUAGAUUUUACAAGCUCAAUGGAGACUCUACAGAGUAUCCAUUUACUUUAGAUCAAUCGAUAAUGUAUCAUGAUUGUCCUUAUGACACUUCAACUCCUGUUGACGAAACUACCAAACUCAAAUUCUCACGUGGAUUAACCACGUACGAAUCUCGUGAGGGAAUUUUGCGUUUUGCUAUGAAUACUAAAAUAACGCCAUUGGAAGAAGAAGAUCCUUGUAUUCAAGGAAGAGCAACCUGCAGUGAUCAUAGCUCUUGUGUAGUAGAUGGUGACGAUUUUAGAUGUGUUUGUAACACUGGAUAUCAACAGUUAUAUGAAGAAAAUGGAAGUUCUUCUUGUGUAGACAUCAAUGAAUGUACUAGCGGCUAUCACUUAUGUUCUCCUGAUGCACAGUGCAUUAAUAAUGAAGGAGGGCACAUUUGCGAGUGUAGACCAGGAUUCACGGGAGAUGGAAGACACUGUGAAAGAGUAUCCACUUGUGAAGAUAUACGAUGUGGUGAUUUCGAACAGUGUACGAUGGUAAAUGGGAAGCCAGUAUGUUCAUGUAUUAUGGGAUUUGUAAAUAAUGGACCUGGAUUGCCUUGUAUGCCUCUUGAAGACCCAUGUAAUUUAGCCAACAAUUGUUCUCCUCAAGGAACAUGCACUUAUGAUACAGAUCGCCAACAUCACAUUUGCAUAUGUCUUCCUGGAUUUGUUGGGGAUGGAUACACAUGCUAUGCGCAAUCUGAAGUAACUGGCUCAACUGAAGAACCUCCUACACCCCAUUGCGAAGCUGAGAUGUGUUGGUGUCCACCAGAAUGGGAAUUCCGAGAUAAUGUCUGUGUUGAAUCUAAUAAAAAUCAAUUUGGAACCUCAUCCUACUCAUCUAACAAAAAUCUAGCUGCACAGCCACUCCCGGAAUGCUUGAAGGACAACUGCAUUUGUCCCUGGGGAUACGAUUACUACCCACUGGACGACAGUUGCGUCCCUCAACCAGGAUACAAGCACGAGACGAUGGGUCCCUCAGGAUCCCACUUAUCUUGCAACGUCGUAAACACAUGUCACCCGUAUGCUCAAUGUGUCUUUAUCAAGGAAACCGAGGACUAUGAAUGCCGAUGUAAUUCUGGAUAUACAGGUGAUGGAACUGAAUGUGUCAAAGUAGAUGUAUCGUGCUUGGAAAUUGAUAUUUGUGAUCCUAAUGCAUGGUGCCGUUCUGACGAGCCAAUAGCCAGAUGUGUCUGCAAUCCAGGAUAUGAAGGAGAUGGACUCUCAUGUUACCUUAUUGAUGAAUGUAGUGAUCAUUCGGGGUGCGAUGAGGACGAGAUGUGCUCGUACAACCCUUCAAAAUCUCGUUAUGAAUGCACUUGUAGACCAGGCUUCACUUCAGUUGAUGACCGAUGUGUAGCAGACGACUGUUCUACCAAUCCUGGUCAAUGCCAUAUAAAUGGCGAGUGUGUGGCAAGUAAUGAUGGAUACAAAUGUGUUUGCAUAAGUGGCUACCACGGUGAUGGAAUUAAUCAAUGUGUUGAAGAACAUAUUGGAUGUAAUGUACUCAAUAAUUGCGGGAACAAUGCAGUCUGUGGGUACAAUCAAACCUCCAGAAAUUUUGCCUGUGUUUGUUUAUCUGGUUUUUAUGGUGAUGGAUACAACUGUUAUCCACAAGCGUCAUGUCGAGAGGACCCUAAUAUUUGUGCAAGAAAUGCAACAUGUGUAGCUGUCAGUGGCAGCAAUUUUGCUUGCGUAUGCAAUGAGGGAUUCACUGGUGAUGGAUUUAACUGCAAAGCUAAGCCUAAGCAAUUAGCUAAUUUUUUACUCGUCAAUCAAGGCAUGGCUACUUUGAGGAUUCCAUAUUUCCCGACUGCAGCACAUCCUGGUUCUCCAAUUCACCUGGAUUAUGCGCAGAUGGCAAUUGCUAUUGAUAUUGAUUGUGCUGCUGGUAAUGCAUACAUCAGUGAUAUUACUGGCAAUAAAAUUAAAAAAUUAUCAUAUAAUGGAUCACAUGUUGAGACUUUCCUUACUGGAGUUAGCAGUCCUGAAGGAAUAUCCAUUGAUUGGGUUGCCCGGACUCUUUUCUGGACUGAUUCUGGUAAAGGAACAGUUGAAGUAGCUCAUUUAGGUACUAAGAAAAGGAAGGUACUUGUUUCCGAUGGUCUCGUCAAUCCUCGAGGAAUUGCUGUUCAUCCUUAUCGAGGAAAAAUAUUUUGGUCAGAUUGGAAUAGAUUGAUGCCUAAAUUAGAAUGGGCUAAUGAAGAUGGAACGGGUCGUGAAAUAUUUCUAAGGGGAGAUAGUAUCAUGUUACCGAAUUCGUUGAGUAUUGAUUGGGGAACUGACGAAUUAUGUUGGACUGAUGCUGGCACUUUUACAAUCAGUUGCAGCCCUAUUGAUAAUAAAGAAAUUCGUGUCAUUGUCAAAGAAUUAUCCUAUCCUUUUGGAUUAGCUAUUUCUCAAGAUAAUUUCUACUGGACUGACUGGAAAUCACAUAAAAUAGAAGUUCUAUCUAAAGCCACUGGGGAUCGAGAGAAAUCUAUUUCUGUACCUCCCGGAGGAAGCGGCAAACUUUAUGGCAUCGUUACAGUUCCAGAAUCAUGUCCUAGAAUAUCAAACAUGUGCCAAUAUGAAAACGGACGAUGUCAUAAAGAUCAACUUUGUCUGCCUGACGGUCAAGGUGGACGAACAUGUGCUUGUGCCGAUGAUGCCACUGGACCUUGCACAGAAUCACGUUAUACAUUGUAGUGUAAAAAUUGGAAUCAACAUUUUUCUAUCGCGUUUAUUAUUAUUUUAUUACUAUCAUUAUAAUUAUUUUACUAUUAUUAUUAAUUAGUUAAUGUAAUAAUUAAUUAAUUAAUUAAUAUGACUCAUAAUGCACGUUCCACAAAAAUUUUUCAUCAAUUCAAACUAACAUCA